This is a messenger RNA of Aureobasidium melanogenum CBS 110374, 1665 nucleotides long. Its product is annotated as MFS general substrate transporter. Gene Ontology annotation, molecular function: transmembrane transporter activity. Gene Ontology annotation, biological process: transmembrane transport. Lineage: Eukaryota; Fungi; Ascomycota; Dothideomycetes; Dothideales; Saccotheciaceae. The annotation marks the transcript as partial. The record is from RefSeq and is a predicted model, not a curated record. The transcript is spliced from 3 exons.
GGUCCCGAAGAAGAGGAGGAGAAAUAUGACAUAGGCGCCGACCAUGAUCCAAACGACCCUGGCGAGAGAAGAGACGAACUUCCACCAAACAGUCAUGACAUGGAAGCACGUCGAAGACAGGGCGAUGCAGACCUUUCGCGUAUAUCCACAACAAAGAGCGGCCGUUCAGGUCUCAGCAGAACCGGUACCGCGCUUGGUCAGAUUCUCACCGGUGUCAAAGUGCGAAAGAGGCAGGAGGAUGAAGGUGGUGAUGGAAAUGUUUUCAUUGUCGACUUUCAGGGAGACAAGGAUCCCUUGAACCCACACAAUUGGAGUUGGGGCAUCAGAAUCUACAUUACCUUUAUGGUUGCGGGUAUUGGUUUCGUGGUCGGUGUCGCUUCUUCCAUUGAUUCGCUUGCGAUUCAACCCGCCAGUCAAGACUUUGGUAUCUCGGAAGUCGCAGAGAGUUUGGCUACUGGUCUUUAUCUCAUAGGCUUCGGAGUAGGUGCGCUUUUCGCAGGUCCCUUCUCAGAGACAUUGGGUAGAAACCCCGUCUACAUUGUCACCUUGGUUGUCUAUAUGGCUUUUCUUGCUGGAGCUGGAGCCUCGCAGACAUACCAGCAGCAAUUCGCGACCCGCUUCUUUGCCGGUUUCUUCGGAAGCACUCCUCUUACCUGUGCAGGUGGUUCGCUUUCGGAUAUCUGGAAUGCAAGCGAAAGAACCUUGAUGUUCCCUAUUUUUGCCAACGCAGCUUUCUUGGGCCCAAUCCUAGGCCCCGUCAUGGGCGGUUAUAUCGUGCAGAGCUCUUUGAUAUCUUGGAGAUGGACUGAAUGGAUCACCAUCAUCAUGUCUGGGCUCGUGUUGGCUCUGGUGUUCUUCACGCUCCCCGAAACUUUUCCUCCCAUCCUCCUCAAGUGGAAAGCUGCACAUCUUCGCCAGAUCACCAACGACGAUCGUUACAGAGCCGAAGUCGAGGUUAGGAUGGAUCCUUUCUUCACUCGCCUGGGACGUGCAUGUUACCGACCUUUCCUGCUCACGGUUACCGAACCUAUUAUCUUAUUGGUUGCGCUAUACCUCACUGUCGUCUAUAUCAUCUUGUUCACCUUCCUGGAUGGUUACGACUACAUCUUUGGUCAAAUUCACCACGUCAGCAUCGGUGUCGAAGGUCUCUGCUUCUUAGGCAUCGCAAUCGGUCUGUUCCUCGCCUCUCCACUCGUAUUCCUCAUUCGACAUCUCGCAGCAAAAGAAAUGGAGAAAGCAAAAGCCGAGGGCAAAGACAGACUUGCUCCUGAGUUCCGCCUAUGGUUUGCCAUGAUUGGUGCUCCCAGUAUCCCUAUCUCCAUGUUCUGGAUGGGCUGGACAUCAGAUUCCAACAUCAGUAUCUGGUCUCCUCUUGCUGCUUCUGUCCUAUUCGGCUUUGGUAUCCUCUGCGUCUUCAUCAGCAGUUACCAAUACAUUAUCGACUCGUACGAGAUUUUUGCCGCUUCUGCUUUGGCAUCAAUCACGUUGAUUAGAUACGUGGCUGCUGGUGCUAUGACAGUUGUGGGAGUGCCAUUUUAUCAAAAUCUGGGUGUGCACUAUACGUGCACGAUCUUGGCUUGUAUUAGUGCUGCUAUGGUGCCCAUCCCUUAUUUGUUCUACUUUUAUGGGCACAAGAUCAGAGCAAAGAGUAAGUAUGCUCCUGCU